UGUGUGUGUGUAUGAGUGGGAGAGAGACAGAGAGAGAGUGGUGUGUGUUUGUUUGUUUGUUUGUUUUUGAUUUACAGCAUGAAAAUGGUGUUGCAAGUGUAUUCUCAUCUCUUAACAAAUGUGUUGCAGGAGAUUCAGCAGCAGCAGCAGCAUGGAACAUGACUCCAGCGAGAGCUUGACCAGAUCCAUACGGCGACGACGGAGGCGAGUGAGAGAGCCACAUCGAGACACGCAGAGUUGCUUGAAUCAAGCACAGCAAGGCAAAGAAAGGCACGCAAAGCAAGCACAAGAAAGGUGGGUGUGGUGGGUGGGUGCGAAUUGUGUGACUAUGUUUGCAGUGCGCCGUGAUGGGAAGGCAGGCACAAGGGCGAGCAAGCAAGCAGCGAUGGCUUCUUCACGGCGUUAACGAGGAGGAGGAGAAGUGUUCAGUCAGGAGUGUCAGAACGUGGAGAUGGUUGCAGAAGAAGAAGAAGAAGAGCCUGCUGGCUGGCUGGCUGACUGGCUCAACCAGGCGGAGGUCACGAACUUGGCCUGGCCUGGCCUGGGGGGGAUGAUGAUGACAGAUUGCCAGCACCCCACCCCCCACUUUGCAACACGUUACUUACAACCCUUCAGUGUCAAGGGGGUUCGGUCCGAACGCACUGCGCCAAUAAUACAAAGAUGCUCAGAGAAUGACAUGUAUGGUUGGCACACUCCAGCAGCGAAUGAUUAGACGUCGGCAUUAUAGGAGGUGGGGGUGAGGAGGGGGAGGGAAACAGGAGAAAAACCCGCAGUAGCCGAGGGAAUAAAAAAAAUAAAAAAAAUAAAAAAAGAACAGAGGGAGAGAAAGAGAGUGAGAGAGCGAGUGAGAGAGAGAGAGAGAGAAAGUGAGUGAUAUAGAUAAAAACCCAGCGGAAAAGGAUCUCGCCUUCCCCUCUGCCUCUGACGGUUGCGGACAAAGGGAAAUGCUGCUCAGUCUGUAAUUUCAUUAGGAGAACACUGUGCAGUGAGCAGCAGCCGGAUCCGGCUCUGGCUAUGGCCAUAGCCACGUCCACGAUGGCUGUGGCGUCUUCCCCUGCUACAUCGCCAUUUGCUCCCCGUUCCUGGAAACUCGUCGCCAGUUCAGCAUCGCUGGGGCCCCGCGUACGUGUGUCGAGGUCAGAUCCAAGCUUUUGGAAAAGCUUGCGAAGUGGGUAUGUGGGGAGUUGGAGAUCGAGGGAGGUGAGGUGCUGCACAACGUCAUCGUCGUCGUCUUCGUCAGCUGCAGCAGCACCACCACCACCAGCGACCCAAGAGCUGCCAAGGAAGCUGCAGGAGAUAGUGCGCAUGUUUCAGAGUGUGACCGAGCCGAGAGCGAAAUGUGAGCAGUUGUUGCUGUAUGCCAGCAAGCUGAAACCGCUCGCGGAGGAGCAUAAGCAGCCGGAGAAUCGUGUGGAGGGGUGUGUGUCGAACGUGUACAUUGUGUGCGAGGUGAAGCCCGAGGAUGGGAGAGUGUACCUGGAGGCCGAGUCGGAUGUGUUGCUGACGAAAGGGUUGGCGGGGUUGCUGGUGGAGGGGCUUUCUGGCGUGAUGGUGGAGGAGGUUUUGAAUUUGACGCCCGAGUUUGUUCACAUGCUAGGGCUGAAGCAGAGCUUGACGCCGUCACGCAGCAAUGGCUUUCUCAACAUGUUGAAGCUGAUUCAGAAGAAGACGUCGCAGCUUAAUUCGAAUUAUGUGUCACCAUCGACGAUAACCGCCGACAAUGCUCAUGAUACUGUGCCCAUCACCUCCAUCAAAACCAAAGACGACCGCUCGGAUACUGCUUCCCUUGCCUCAGAGCACCCUGCCCUGUUGAAGAAGAAAAAACACGUUACUGAGAAGAAGAAGCUUACUGAAGGGUUAACCGAAUAGGCUCAUCCGCGACGCAUUUCAGCAGUGAAGGCUGUGUUGGACCGAUCCCAAGGAUGAAGACUUGCUGCAGGAUGAGCUUCGGGAAGGUGGUGUGUGCAUGCUCUCUUCCUCAACACCGUGACACCAGCUGAGGCUGCUACCAAGUCCUAGACCCUGGGAGUAAUUGUGUGCUCUAGUAUCCGAUCCCCAGUCAAUUGAGGCGGAAAGUCCUACUUUUCAAGUGCGAUGUAAAUAAGCAAUUAUCUCCACCAGGAGUCUUCCUUUGCUGAUGGAGCUCCUCAAUUCAUCUAACGCAUUUUCUCGUCGCGAAUAUAAUGCUCUUGAUUAACCGGUGACUGACUUACAGGCGUAUAUGCAGUUAUGGCCUUUUCCCAUGCAGGGUUAAGGCUGUAGAUACUCUUUAGUAGCUCCAUAAAUGCGGACGGAGCUCAAAAAUUAGACGUGGAAGUCAUUUUAGUUUGUAUAGGAUGGAGAAGAUUCAGAUCUGCAACGGUGGAGCAUUUCUCAUGCUGUAGAUCACUAUGGUUUUGCAAGAACCAUCAACUUGUCACCGUUUUGUGGACAGAUGCCUUGUUUGAAUGCUAAAAUAAGUUUUUCGAUGACGGUA
Molecule: messenger RNA, 2476 nt
Organism: Physcomitrium patens
Lineage: Eukaryota; Viridiplantae; Streptophyta; Bryopsida; Funariales; Funariaceae
Source: RefSeq, a predicted model, not a curated record